Ictalurus furcatus (blue catfish) is the source of this 2537-nucleotide messenger RNA. It is a transcript of the gene arhgap25, whose product is annotated as Rho GTPase activating protein 25. Gene Ontology annotation, molecular function: GTPase activator activity. The coding region runs from base 155 to 1945 and encodes 596 amino acids. The record is from RefSeq and is a predicted model, not a curated record. Gene Ontology annotation, biological process: activation of GTPase activity; phagocytosis, engulfment; negative regulation of small GTPase mediated signal transduction. Gene Ontology annotation, cellular component: phagocytic cup. The transcript has 10 exons. Lineage: Eukaryota; Metazoa; Chordata; Actinopteri; Siluriformes; Ictaluridae.
GUUAGAGUGAGACUGCCACAAAACAGCACAGAGCUUGAACAGCGUCUGAUUGUCAGUUUGAUUUCUUUUCUCUAUCUGUAAAUCAGCGAGGUCUAAAAGCGUGAUACCGGGGGAAGGAGGCGCUGGGUCGGGCCGCUCCGACGUUAAGAGGUCGAUGGAGAAACCUUUGAAGAAAGGCUGGCUGAAGAAGCAGAGGUCGAUCGUGAAGAACUGGAAACCGUGCUACUUUGUGCUGAGAGGGAACAUCCUGACGUACCACAAAGACGACAGAGAGAGCACCGUACAGGGAACGAUACCGCUGGGGGCCAGUCAAGUGAACGAGCUUCCCACAAACACAGAUGACAAAUUCAUCUUCGAGAUCAUUCCACGAAGUAAUGGGGACCGGGAGCGUGAUGGCUGUGUUCUCAUGGCAAGCAGUCAGAGUGAGAUGGAGGACUGGGUGCGACUGAUUCGCCGGGCCAUCGGAGCUCAGAGCAGCGGAGUGUUCGGGAAGGGUCUGGCGGACAUCAUGGCCUACGAGAAGAAGCUCGGGCCUCGCUCCGUGCCCAUGCUGGUGGAGAAGUGCGCCGAGUUCAUCAGGGAGCACGGGCUGGACGAGGAAGGCAUCUUCCGUCUGCCUGGGCAGGAGAACCAGGUCAAACACUUCAGAGAGGCUUUCGAUGCUGGAGAGAGACCUUCAUUUCCUGCUGAUACGGAUGUCCACACGGUAGCGUCUUUACUCAAGCUGUACCUGCGCGAGCUGCCUGAGCCGGUAGUGCCCUGGACUCAGUAUCAGGACUUCCUGGACAGCAGCGUGAUGCUGGACGCCACGACAGCAGAGGGGAAGGAGAAGCUGGAGAAACAGAUCAGCCUGCUUCCUAAAGCCAACUACAACCUCCUGAGUUAUAUCUGCAGGUUCCUGUUUGAGGUGCAGCAGCACUCGAAGGUGAAUAAGAUGAGCGUGGAGAACCUGGCCACGGUGAUGGGGGUGAACCUGUUCAAACCGCAGGUGGAGGACGCGUUCAGCAUGAUGAAGGGGACCCCGAUGAUCCAGAAGGUGAUGACGGUGAUGAUCAGGCACCACGAGUUGCUCUUCCCUGCUGUUAAAGACGCUGCUCCGUCUCCUGCUCCUGCCAAGAAGCUGAAGAGCAAAAAAGCAGCAAAUCCUCGCAGUUUCGUGGGCUGGGAGUCUGCAGAGUGCGACAUGUCGUCCUUGUCCGAGUCUCCAGAAGAAGAGGAAGUAGACGCGUUUGAGGCCGAGAGGUCAGCAUCAAAUGCUGCUACUUCUUCUUCGUCCUCUACGUCCCCCGCAUCCCCGCCUCCGGUGGACACGCUGAGUACGAGCCCGAGGAAACGUACGCAGACUCUGCCCAGCUUGGGUGGCAUGCCUGGGUUUAGACCAUCCCGAGAACCAUCCUGGGAGCGCUGGAGCUAUCUGCAGGAAACCUUGGACGAGAAGGACGAGAAGACGUUCUCCGAGGACAUCUUCAAGAUCCUGGACCUUCAGAAGGUGACGCUUUUUCCAGAAAGGCAGAACAGCAAUGGGAGAGAUGAAGGGAAGGAGGCCACUCAGGAAAGGAGGAGUAGCAAUGGUGCGGUUAAACCCGCAGAGCUUCCGCAGUUGAAAGUUGAACCUCAGGCCAAGCCCAAAGAGAACUCGAAGCAGAGUUCAACGUCUCUGAGCAGGGAGGAGAUUGUGAAACAGCAGCCACAGAGUGUUACCCAGAAACAGGGGGACAACACGACGGACCAGCAGCAACUUAUUACCAGUCUCCAGCAGACGAACAAGGAGCUGAGCGCGACCGUGGCCAAGCUCCAGUCAGCACUGGAGGUGGAGCGUCGCUGUAAAGCCGCUCUGGAGAUUUUGUUGCGUAACACCGAGCGCAGCAGAAACGAGGCCCUGAUACGUAACGAGCAGCUGGACCGCGAGAUCCAGGCGUUCAUCAGUAAAGCCAAACCAAUGUGAACACACGCUCGGACAGCCGACCAGGUGACUCCCACGUGAGGACGGAUCCAUGCAGUCUGAUCCGAUAUGGAACUUCUAUUGGGUUUACUAACCAUCCGGCUAUUUAUUUCCAAAGGAUAUUUGAAAUGCCUAUUUAAACAUAGAUGACGGACAAUAAUAUAUGAAACAAUAGUGUUUUUUCAUUAGGUAAUAAAUAUCGUAUCCUCACAGCGAGGUAAAAUGUUAUCUUGCCAUAUCAGUGGAUUUAUUAUCGGCUGGUACCGAUACAUGCUCGGGAAACGAUGCUUCUCUGCCGUUUGUAUUGUAGAAAUUUACAUUUGCCACCGGACGAAGGCACAAAAGGUUGAACGAUGACAAAAAUCUCGUUGUAAUGAGACUGCUGACGGUGAGAGAGAAUAUUAACGGACUUACGGUGUUUUAGAAUUUGCUUUUUAAGCCAUUUCUUCCCAAAAUACAACGCAAGCUCUCUACGGUGCCUGUUGAUCUUCGACGGAAUCGAAUAGAGAAGUAUGUUUGUUUUUGGAUGUGCUGCGACCAGAAACUUUGUUCUUUAAUCUCAGAAUAAAUUUCUAAUAAAAUUCAUUUCACUGCG